AUGUAUGAUAGGCGACUCUAUUGUCACCUUCAGACUCCCGUGGGGGGGGGGAAGACAGACAAGUAUCAGACUAUCCUGCUUGACUCCCCAGCCAUACAAUUAGAGGUAUGCAAUACCCUUAAUCCAGAUACACUCUUGCCCCAGGUGGAUACUGAAUUUGAUCAACCUCUCCCAAAUGCUGACUGUGAAUGGUUUACAGAUGGCAGUGGCUUUAUGAUGGAAGGUCUGAGAAAGGCAGGAUAUGCAGUGGUCAUAGUGUGGGAAGUUAUAGAAGCCAAACCACUACCAGUAAACACUUCUGCUCAACUGGCUGAGCUGGUAGCUUUAACGAGAGCCUUACAGCUGGCUGCAGGACUAACAGUAAAUACACAGAUAGCAAAUAUGCCUUUGGAAUUUUGCACGCCUACGGAACUUUAUGGGAGGAAAGAGGAUUAUUAA
This is a messenger RNA of Thamnophis sirtalis, 438 nucleotides long. The record is from RefSeq and is a predicted model, not a curated record. NCBI's taxonomy places the organism in Eukaryota, Metazoa, Chordata, Lepidosauria, Squamata, Natricidae.